GAGGUGGAGGGGGGAGGUCAUGAGUGGGGAGAUUUAACUCACACGACUUACAGGAGUAAUAUGCAACUUUUUGGGACAGGAUCUGAUGUUUGCGUUCCAUGAGAAGUCUUACAAGAACAACUGGAAUUAAGAAGAAAGUCACUGAAGAUUCACUGUUUCUCCUAGAAGAACUUGUGCACUACUGGCAAUGGUUACAAAGGCUGACCAGACAGGAGUAUCAGGAAAAUUGGGACGGAAGCAGGUCGGCCUCUUCCAAGAGACAAGUCAACAGAGCUGUUAAUGCAACAUGAUCCAGUGGGUCUUGCCCUAAAAAUACACGUGAACAGGAGAGGGACAGGCUGCCAUCUCUAUCUCCUUAAUUACCCGGUGCAUCUUUAAACUUUGUACAAGAUCAACCAAACUAGUUCAACAAUGAGAAAAGCUGAGGUACAAAUGACCCUGAAGAAAGGGGCUGAUGACACAGCAGCUCCGCCGAGCCCCAUCAUCCCACCAAAACGGUCCAAAGCGAGCCCAGACCAGGUGGUUCCAGACCCUGAAGGACCUGCUUAUCCUACUCCAACUCCACGUUUCAUACGCAAAAUGAGGAAUGCUGCUGUAGGUACAGGAUGCGACAUCCGCCUCAAGGUGACUGUGGCUGGAGAUCCCCCUUCCUUGUACUGGUAUCACAAUGAUGACCUCCUCAAUAGAAACCAAGAAUAUGGAGGGCUUUGGAUUAGGGAUUGCAAACCUAGUGAUGCUGGCCUAUACACCUGCAUUGCCAACAAUCACCUGGGAGAGGCUCGGAGCAGCGCUGUACUCGCUGUGCUGGAUCUGGGUGAAGAUUCUGAGACAACAGAAGAUGAAGGUGGAGACCAAUAUGAUACCAAAGGAGAUAGUGGGGAUAUUGAGGACCAGAUUCUGCCCACAGUGAUGGAAAAAUGUGCAGAUGAUGGAAAUGCAACACAAAAACGGGAAGAUCACCUAAAUACAACAAGGAUUCUAUCAAAUGAUUUUUCAAGCGAAUCUCCUCCACAAGCCCUCCCACCUCCAUCCCCAAGACUCAUCAAACGUCCCUCCACCUCUCCAAUGCAGAGUCGCUCUGGGGCAACUACACCACUUAGCUUACGGAAGAAAAUUACCGUACAAACUGACUACCAAGAUACAGUGCCUGGGGAAUUUGAGGAAAAGGUGAAACAGCCGAAAUCCAUUUCUCAGUCUAACAAUCAGGACUCAAGACCGCAGACACCGCUGAGUGAAUAUUCAAGAAAGGAAUUUACUCUUAGACCAUCCCCAAAACUUACCAGGGCAAGUUCAAAGGUUUUUGAAAAGGUUCGUGACUUAGAAGAGCGACGACGAAGUCUUGAAAUUCCCGAAGGCUCCAUCUCAGGAAGAUCUUGGGCUGGGUUCAAUCGAGCUGGAUCUGUUGAUUCAGAUGAUGGAGGAAGCCGGUUGGGCAUCUCUAGAGAAAGUUCAAGGGAAGAUCUAAGAGAAGCAUUAAAAGAGGAUGCUGCUGAACGAAGAUCAAUGUUCAAACAAAGAGCUGCUUCAGUGGAGGAGAAACCUCGUUAUUCCCAAAAGGUUCAGGACAUCGAAAACAAGUUUGCAGAAGAGCUGCAACGUAUUAAAAAGCUUGUUGGAAAACCUCAUUUGAAAAAAUCUUUUUCAACUGAACAGCUGACUUUAAAGGGAAGACAGCAUCAGCCUUUCAGGAAGCUUGAGCCUAUUCCUCCACAAGUCCUCCAGAAGCUCCAAGAAAGAGAACGCGCUCAAUGGGCAAAGGAACGGAAAGAAACAGAACAAUCUAAAGAGGAAGCAAAAGAAAAUACACAAUAUUUUGUAAGUCGUCAACCAGUGCAGCAUGAACAGCAGAAUGCCCAGCCUCAGAAGAUAACAACUACUCCUACAACAAAUGUAGUGGUCAGUAGAUUUGGAGAGGUUUCAGGCACCCCUGAGUCCAUGCAGGUGUCUGACCUGCCAGGACAACGGUCGCUGAAAGAAAUAAGCAGAAUCAGUCCUGUAACAGAAAUUGUUCAAAGAUCAUCAUCACCAGCGCUAAUUCUCCAUCAAAGGGGCGACUCACCAAGCAGAAAUACUGCUGAGAUGACUUUACGCAAGGUUGAACGAAGGCCCCCAAGUCCGCUUGUGCAAAGGGUAUCUCGAAUGCAGGAGUCCCCGUACAUUCAAGAUGGCCUUGUGCAAACAUCACAUAAGGAUGAGACUUCAGGAAGGACAACACCAAUAGAAGUGGCCUUAAGGAAAAUUGAAAACAGACCUGAAAGUCCACUGUUACAGAAAAAGUCUAACAUUGUACAAGAUAUCCCUCAACAACCUCCUUCAAAAGUCAAAAGAUUGAUACCAGUCACCCCACUGGAGGAGCAGAUGGAAGUAGAAUUACCCAAACAAGCCUUGAAGAUAAAAAUUCCUACGAUUGUUGUUGAAGAUGAACAUAUGGAACAGGAUGUGCCUGUAAAGACACGGGAGCCUACCUGUGCCAAAGAGGGAAAACCACAGAAAACCAAAGGAAAGAGUCGUUGCGCACGUCCCAUGUCUCCAGAGUACGAUUCUUCAGAUGACUCCUAUGUCUCUGCUGAAGAGGACCCCUUGGAGGCACCGGUAUUUGAAUUUCCCCUCCAGGACACCGUAGCGUCAGCUGGCGCAGCUGUACAGAUGAAAUGUAUUAUUGCCGGCACUCCAGUUCCGGAAGUUACUUGGAUGAAAGACAACGUUGCGAUCACUGGUGGUGCAAAUUAUACCAUCAAAGUGGAGGGUGAACGUCACAGUUUGCGCAUCGAAUCAGUUAAAAUAAGCGAUGGUGGGAUAUAUUGUGUAACUGCUGUUAAUCAGGUGGGCAGAGUGUCCAGCAGCGCCUCUCUCACAGUGAAUGCAGAAUCUGUACAGGAGCCAAAAGGGAACUUGGGUGUACCGAUGGAUAUUAGCAGCCCAAUCACAUCUGAUGAGGAGUAUCUCAGUCCCCUUGAGGAAGGUAUGGAUUUUGGAGCCCCUGAAACAAGAACGAAUGUUGACAAACGCUUCCGAAAACCACCUGCUUUCCUGGCAACAUUGAGCAAUCAAACAGUCAUUGAACGUCAGGAAGUCACCAUGUCUGUUCGAAUAAGUGGACAACCCAAACCAAUGCUCUACUGGUUGAGGGACAGAGUGACAGUUAAAACAGGUCCACGUCACAUUGUCUGCGAGACAGAAGAUGACACUUUUGAAAUGACCAUCAGAUCGGCGCUGAGGUCGGACUCUGGUGUAUACACAUGUAAGAUCAUUAAUGAGUAUGGAACAAAGCAGUGUGAAGGAACUCUGGAGGUUAAAGCACCACCAGUGGAGCCCGGACUGGCUGUCAUCCGCCCGGUCAAAGACAUCACAGCAAAGGCUGGGGAGACCGUUUUGUUUGAAUGUCACGUCAUGGGUCCAAAGGACACUGAUGUGGAUUGGCUUGCGGAUGGAAAACUUAUCCAACCUGCAUUGCUGAACUGUAAGAUGCACUUUGAUGGGAGGAACUGCCGGCUGCUGCUCAACUCUGUGCAUGAGGAUGACAGCGGGACAUACAUGUGCAAACUUAGCACAGCUAAAGAGGAAGUAACCUCUUGUGGCAAACUCAAAGUCAUCCCAUCACUGGAACCUCUCUUCACCCGCAGGCUGGAUGUUCUGGAGGUGAUUGAGGGGCGUAAUGCUCGCUUUGACUGCAAAGUCAGUGGGACUCCGCCUCCUAAGGUCACCUGGAGUCACUUUGACCAUCCACUUACAGAAAGUGAAGAUAUUCGAAUUAUUCAGGAAGGAGGACGCCACUCUCUGAUUAUUUCCCAUGUGACCAACGAAGAUGAGGGUUUCUACACUGCCACAGCACGUAACAUCCAGGGGGAGGCCGAGAACUCGGCCGAACUUUACAUACAAGAACCACGGCCAGCCAUCUCUUCACAGAUGGCGAAACUGGAAAAGAUGCCAUCAAUCCCAGAGGAGCCAGAAAUUCCAGAGAAUGAGGUGGAGCGUUUCACCAUGCCUGACUUCAUCAAGCCCCUUUAUGACUUGGAUGUGAUCGAGGGAAAAGAGGCGGUGCUCAAAUGCAAAGUGGCUGGUUUGCCGUAUCCAACAAUCGCCUGGUUCCAUAACGGCAAAAGAAUUGAGAGUACUGAUGACAGGAAAAUGACACAGUUCCGAGACGUCCACAGCCUGGUCAUCCGCUUUGUGUGCCAUGCUCAUGGAGGAGUCUACAAGACUGUUAUCUCCAACAAAGUCGGCAAGGCCACCUGCUAUGCUCAUCUCUACGUCACAGAUAUUCUGCCUGACCCCCCUGAUGGAACUCCAGUAAUAGAGUCUAUCACUGGGAAAACCAUCACUUUGAGUUGGAAGAAACCCAGAAGGUUGGAUCCUUCCAUUGACCCCAGCUCCUUGAUGUAUGCCAUCCAGCAACAAGCCCUGGGCUCCAUCCAGUGGACGAUCAUAGCUUCCGGCCUGACAGAGACCACAUACACCAUCACCACCCUCUCCAAAGGUGUCUGCUAUGCGUUCAGGAUCCUGACUAUAACUGCCAAGGCUUUCAGCAAGCCCUCACCUGCCACUGACUGUGUGCAGCUCGUCGACCGAGGUCCAUAUAUUCAGGAGGCUCCAGUCAUUACUGAUAAACCAGACAUUGUAUAUGUGAUGGAAAACCAAUCAGUCACCAUCACUGUCACACUCAAUCACGUUGAUGCUGCAGUCAUCUGGAAGAGGAGGGGUGUGGUUCUGGCCAGUAAACCGGGCCUGUAUGAGAUGACAAUGCCAGACGACAACCAGCAUUCCCUCAAGCUGCUAAGAGUGAAGAGUGCUGAUGUCAGCGAAAUGGUCUUUGUUGCCUCCAACAAGUAUGGCAGUGACAGCUGCACCUUCAGCAUCGAAAUGGCAGCUCCCCCAACUUUUGAAACCAUCAUGGAAGACUUGGACGUUUGUGUCGGCGAGACGCCUCGCUUUGCUGUAGUUGUGGAGGGAAAACCCUUACCGGAUAUCCUCUGGUUCAAGGAUGGCAUCCUGUUGUCGGAGAGCUGUCAUUACACGUUUGUGUAUGAUGACAAUGAAUGUUCCCUGGUGAUCUUAAAUGCUCAACCAGAUGAUUCUGGAGUGUAUACUUGUACUGCCAGAAACCUGGCAGGAUCUGUGUCCUGUAAAGCCGAACUCACCAUUCAUGAAGCUAAGAGUAAAGAGGAGCCUGUGGAGGAUGAAGAAACCAUUCUGAGGAAGAUGCGCAGACUAACUGACUACUAUGACAUCCACAAGGAGAUUGGAAGGGGUGCAUUUUCCUAUGUGAAACUUGUGUCCCAGAAAGUAGACAACAUGGAGUACGCUGCAAAGUUUAUCUCCACACGGGCCAAGAAGAAGACCUCUGCGCUACGAGAGAUGAACCUGCUUUCCAAGCUGGAUCAUGAGAGAGUCCUUUAUUUUCAUGAUGCCUUUGAGAAAAAGAAUGCAGUCAUCAUCAUCACGGAAAUAUGUCAUGAGGAGCUGCUUGAAAGGUUUUCGAGGAAAUCAACAGUUACGGAAUCUGAUAUACGUUCAUGCAUGAGACAGGUGCUGGAGGGACUGGACUAUCUUCACCACCUAAACAUCAUACAUCUGGACAUAAAGCCUGAUAACAUUCUCAUGGUGGAACCGAACAGUGAUCAGAUCCGAAUCUGUGACUUUGGCAAUGCAGUCAAGCUCACACCUGAUGAGGCUCAAUACUCCAAAUACGGAACACCAGAAUUUGUUGCACCAGAAAUUGUUAAUCAGACUCCUGUGUCAAAAGCAACAGAUAUCUGGUCAGUUGGAGUUAUUGCAUACCUGUGUCUGACAGGAGUUUCUCCAUUUGCUGGGGAGAAUGAUCGCAGCUCUGUACUGAACAUCAGGAACUAUAAUGUGGCCUUUGAGGAAAGCAUGUUUGCUGACCUUUGUAGAGAAGCUAAAGGUUUCAUCAUAAAAGUGCUAGUAGCAGACAGCCUGAGACCUGAUUCUCAGGAAUGUCUCCGACAUCCGUGGUUCAAGACACUAAGCAAGGGGAAAGCCAUUAGUACAGAGGCCCUGAAGAAGUUUGUGUCUCGUAGAAAAUGGCAGAGAUCUCUGAUCAGCUAUAAAUCAAAAAUGGUCAUGAGGUCCAUAUCUGAGCUACUGAAUGAUUCCUCCAGCCACAUCUCCAUUGCAGUUCCCAGGCACCUUAAAGAAGCUUCCCCUUUGCCGUCAUCUUCCUCGGAUUCCGAUGAAGACAUUGAUGAACUGCCCUUCAUUCCAAUGCCACUUAAUAUGGAAUUUUCUGGAUCAAGAAAGUCACUGAAUGAUAUCCAAAACAGUGAGCAGGAAGCAGGGAUGCAAAAUGGAACCACUAAUUUGAUUGACUCUGAUGUUCCAUCCCCUGAGCCAAUGGAAACUGAUGAUAAAGAAGAACUGACAUGUAAAGGCCGUCUGCAGAAAAGGUCUUCACAAGAGAAUGAUAAAGGCUCCUCAGAUGAAGAAUCACUUGCAGAAUUGCAGCAGAAGCCAGAGCUGUCUAGAAAACCCCUGCAAAGGGGUUCCAGCAUGGAAUCAGACAGACCAGAGAGUGGACGACGAAGGGGAGAGCUGAGACGUGGUGGGUCAGCUGAUAGUGCAUUGUUGCUCCGCAUUACACCCGAGGAAGGAGUUGGUGAAGGAAAUCCAGAAGAUGGCAGAAAGGUUCUCAAAAAAGCUGUCUCUAUGGAACUACCAAGGCGGAGCGCAAGCCCAGGUACUGCCAAGUUGAGUCAAGAAGAUUAUGCCCUUAAACUGGAGCUCAUGAGACAGCGACUUCUUCGUGGCGGCUCUGUGGAUAACAAGAUGAGUGGACUGCGAGGACCUCUGUUGGAGACAUUAGGAAUGGGUGAUGAAAAGCGUACAAUAGCUUCAGAUCGCUACACUCGAACCGCUCAUUUCGGCCCACCCCCUUUAAUCAGAUCUGCAUCCAGUGAUUCCCCAAGGGGUGAAAUUCCUAAACCAAAGGUUUUACCCAAAAGUUCUUCUUUCAGCCAAGGUGAUUCAGAACCAAUCGCUUUGCAUAGACGGUCAGGAGCUCCCUUGGAAAUACCUCUGGCACAGGUGGAAGAGCGACGGCUUAAAGAAGCUAUAUCUAUGUCAGCUCUCACUGAACAAAUCAAACUAGACUCCCGUCCUGUGACUCCGAGAGAACCUUCACCAAAACCAUCAACUCCAGAAUCUGCUAUGCAAGAGAGUCCGACCAAAACAAAAAGUGAGGAAUCUUUCACUGAAAAAGAGAGCAAACCUGAUGAGGCUUUGUAUGAAAAAAUGGAUGAGGUACCUACAGAGAGUAAUUUUGAUGAGCACUUGAGCACAAGUGUUUUCUCGGAGAAGGACAUGAGCAUAUCAGAAGAAGCAAUGAAUGAAUCAGAGUAUACUGGUCAUGCAGAGCCUUCGCCACCUUUGGUCCAAGGCUCAAAAUUAGAAGAAGAAAAGAAGGAAGAAAAAGAGCAAGAAGAAAAAGAAGAGAUUAUGGAAAUAGAGGAAAGCACUGUAGCUAUUGUUGACUCGAAAGCGAGAGAUACUGAAGACAUUUUAGAAGAAAAGGUAGAUAAGGAAGUAAAUAUACCUGUGAAAUCCUCUGAGAUGAUCAUCACCACAAGUUCAGUUAUUGUGAGACCAACACAAGAAUAUUCUAAUACAUCUGGAACUGUUCAGUCACCUUAUGUAACACCAUCACCUCCUGCCCUUGUUACUCUUCCAGAUGGCAGAACAUCAGCAUAUGCUAGCAUUAUGCAGACAAUAAUGGUCCCUUCUCUUCAACCUCAAAAUGAUACACCUUUAGGUCCCUCUACACCUGUUGUCCUUGCAACCACCUCACCAUCGUCAUUUGUACCUAUAUCUUCAUUGGCUAACACAUCCUCUGUUAUUCCUGGUCCUUCAAAGCCUGUCAUCAUGUCAACCACUGAGCAUGCUGCUGUAUAUUCAAGGGUUGCAUCACCUGAAAUGAUAACUAGAGAAUCUAGUCCACCAAAAACACCCACACAGUCUUCACCUCAGCAAGAACAGUCUACAGGAGCUGACUUAGAGGACAUUACUUCUGAAGAGGUCUUUGAGGCCCGGUUUAAAAAGCGUGAGUCUUCUCUCUCAAGAAGUCUAAAAUUUCUGUCCCGAUCAAAGGCCGAUGACAAAUCACAAGCAACUUUGUCAAGUUCUACACAGUCAGGUGAAGAGAUAUACAGACCCGGGCCAAUUGGUGCGCCCUUGGAAUUAGCACCAAGAAGACUUGAGGAGAGAUCAAAGUCAGUCCAGGACAUUCAUGAAGCUCAAAAAGACCAAGGCUUUAUGAGGAGGUUGUCAAUGCGCUUGAGAAGAACACCAUCAACUGAGCGCAAAGAUGAAGCAGCUAAAUAUGAAGAUUCAUUUGCUUCAAAACGUCGACUUUCUUGGACUCUUGGCCGAAGAGGGUCACAGGAAAAGAAGGAUGUGGAGAUGAUCCGCAUGGAUGGUGGUGGUGAUACAGUGGUCCAACAAGAUGAAAAGGAUGUGAAGAACCUUAAUGAAUCACCGGUCUUGGCAAUGCGUAGGAAGAUCGAAUCAACAGUGGCUGGGAUUUCCACCAGAAUUCGUAGCUACUCAGAGGAAAGGAGAGCAUCAGAGGAGAAAGAACCAAAGAAGGCACCCAUUCUUUCCGUGCUUCGUCGUGCAACAUCAGAAAGCCGAGCUAUGAAGAGUAUGACUGCUCCUCAGAACCAGCUGGCAUCUCAGGCCACAAACGGAGCCUCUUCAGAAUCAUUGGACUCAAUGUCCAACCUAAAGUCAGAAUUAUCAAAGGGUGUGGAAGCUGAUCGUCGGUCCCGCUGGGAUCGCUGGGGUCUGACCAGAGGGAGGCGAGACAAGACUGUAUCACAGCCUGAUAUACCAACAGCAAUCACCAGAGAAAAUAGUUCCCUACGUUCACGGCAGUACUCCAGACUGGCUUCUGAUUUUCCUCCAAUAUUCCAUAUUAAGCUCAGGGACCACGUGCUCCUAGAAGGGGAUCCAGUAACCCUCAGCUGCCUACCAGCAGGCAGCCCCCACCCACACAUCACCUGGAUGAAAGAUAAGAAGCCUUUGGAGAUUGAUGCCAGGAUGAACAUGAUUGCGUGUCCCGAUGGCCGGCAGCUACUGAUGAUCAUGCAGACGACAAAGAAGGAUGCAGGGAUCUACGAAUGUGUUGCUACAAACCCUUUGGCCUCUGUGUCCAGCUCAUGCAUAAUCUCGCUUGCUCGUUUGCCGAAUCAUCCUGGAACCCCUGAAAUUCCUCAGAAGUACAAUAACACAGCAUUGGUUGUAUGGAGGCCAUCAGACACUUUGGCCCCCUGCACAUACACCCUGGAAAGGAGAACAGAGGGUGAGAGUAACUGGCUGAUCGUGGCCACAGGGGUGGCUGACUGUUAUUACAAUGUUGUUGACUUACCACCAGGGGGCGCCUUCAGGUUCAGGGUGGCAUGUGUGAAUAAAGCUGGCCAAGGCCCCUACAGCAACCUCUCACAAGUUGUAUGUCUGGAUGUUUCAGAACCAGCUAAAUCAAGUGCACCUGUGGUGGUCAAAACUGUCCCUGCAACUCCUCCCGCCGCUGUAGUGAUGAAGUCAUCAAUGACCGUGCCUCCAAUUAAACCUGCUCCAAGCAAAACACCUGAACUGAUAUCCGCGCAACCGGGUUCAACGCCCACGGCUGUUCCAUCUGUGACCAAAUCUGUUCCUCCAACAACGAUCAAACCAACUGUCCAAAUGGACACUAGAAGUCCUCCUGCCACUCCAGCUGAUGGUACAACCACCACUGAGCAAGCUACUGCUCAGGUUACUACGACUGUUCCACCCAUGCCAACCAAAGCUAAGACCACCAUCAGCGUCAGCGUAAGUAAACCCCAAACUAAGCUCCUGCCUCCCCCUGUUGUCCUGCCCAAAACUCAGAGCCCUGUGAAUGCAGUUCCUCUCAUGAACAAUGCAACACCUUCUCCUGUACCACCACCUGCUCCCGUCAUUGGGAAACCUAUCUCAUGUGUGCCUAUGUACGUGCCGGCUGCAACCGCCUGUGUUACUCCCUCGUCCCAACUUAAUACAGCCCUGAUAACCAGCACACACUCAACCACUCCUGUGAAUGUCUCCUCACCUGCGGUGGUGGUCCAGAGUUUCACACCAGUGUUGCAAAGUGGGGACAGUCGUAGUACUCCCUCUGGUCGGGUCACACCAUCUGGACGGAUCACACCUUCAGGACGCAGAACACCUUUGGGCAAGCCUGGAGAGGGGUCGCUACGCCAGGGAGUUCCACAGAAGCCUUACACCUUUAUGGAUGAAAAAGCAAGGGGUCGGUUUGGUGUGAUUCGGGAGUGCCGGGAAAACGCUACAGGCAACUUGUUCAUGGCUAAGAUUGUUCCUUAUGAGGCGGACAGCAAGCAGGCGGUGCUGCAGGAAUACGACAUCCUUAAGUCUCUUCAUCAUGACAGAAUCAUGGCUCUGCAUGAAGCUUACGUCACACCACGCUACCUGGUGCUGAUCUCAGAGUACUGCAGUGGAAAGGAGCUGCUCUACAGCCUCAUAGACAGGUUCCGUUACUCAGAGGAUGAUGUGGUAGCCUACAUCAUACAGAUCCUUCAGGGACUCGACUACCUCCAUACACGACGUAUCCUCCACUUGGACAUCAAGCCAGAGAAUGUCAUUGUCACCUUCAUGAAUGUCAUCAAGAUCAUUGACUUUGGCAGCGCUCAGACCUUCAACCCUCUGUUCCUCAAGCAGUUCAGCCCUCCUAUUGGAACCCUAGAAUACAUGUCUCCAGAGAUGCUGAAAGGUGAUAUUGUGGGUCCUCCAGCUGACAUCUGGAGCAUAGGCGUACUGACUUUCAUCAUGUUGAGUGGCAGGUCACCAUUCAUGGUGAAUGAGCCUCAGGAGACAGAAGCCAGGAUCCAAGCAGCCAAGUUUGACCUUUCAAAACUCUACCAGAACGUGUCCCAAAGUGCCUCGCUGUUCCUUAAAAAGAUCCUCUGUAGUUACCCUUGGGCUCGUCCAUCCAUUAAAGACUGCUUCAAUAACUCUUGGCUUCAGGAUGCCUAUCUGAUGCGCCUUCGCAGACAGACCUUGACUUUUACUACCAACCGACUCAAGGAAUUUUUGGCUGAACAACAACGCAGAAGAGAGUUGGUGGCCACAAAGCACAAAGUUCUCUUGCGUUCCUACCAGAGCUCACCUCAAACACCAACGAGCCCUACCACACCAAAUAUGCCAACCUCACCCCCCACAACAGCCACCCAAUGAAAUCAGCCAUCCAAAAGCAAGAAGGCAGGACUUCAAAUUUAGAAUGUGGUCAUGCUCUGAGUAGGACAACCCUUUGGAAUACAGGGGUGGCUGGUCCUUUCAGGUCUGAGUUAUUAAUCACGGUCCAUAAACACACAAGAACCCAGCAGAGACUGAUGUACAAAGACCUUUUUUGAAGUAUUAUUGUUUUGAGGGUGGGGUUUAAAAGAAAAAUCAAAGACUGCUUUCACACCUAAGAGGAAUCCUUAAAAUGUGCCAGAUUGACAGGUUUUCGGUUUUUUUUUUAUUAUCAUCCUUUUUCACAGAAAGCAGGCAGUUGUUUCAAAAUUAGUACCUCAGUGUUUCUAAAUCUGCGUACAUUUUGAAUUAUUUUCUUGGUCAUGUGAUGACUGAUUAGCUGUGGUGUGCAUUAACCCUUUGACAGACUGGUAAUCUGUACUAAAUAGGCUCCACCUCUCAACCAGGGUCAGAUGAUGGGAGGGAAAAUAAGUCACAAGACUCUGAAACACAGUGCUGCCACAGUUGUAGAACAAAAACCGCUGGACCCACCUGAUGCGUGUCGUUAAAACGACCUCCUCAAUAAUGAAGAGCACCACUGUCAUGAACUUCACUGCAAUCAAUGAAUAUUCUUUCAACAAGGUCUAAUUCUGGGUAAGUCAUGAUUUCAGAAAAACUUUGAAUCCUGAAUGUUGUUCUCUCUCAAAUAAAUUAGUUUUGAAGCAGUGCUACUUUAGUUUUACACUGUCAUAGUACCUCAAGUAUGUGAGGUGGUGGUUUUUCUUCUGCUAUAUUUAGAAUUUUAAAAAUGUAUAUUGGGUUAUGAAGGUACAUAGGUAAUUGUCUACAAGGGCUAUUAGCAUGGCACACUCAUUGCAAACCACUUCCCUGAUGAUAUGAAACUGGCCUUUUUUAUUAUUUAAUCAUGUUAUAUUCUCCAUUUAAAGCAUCAGUGGCUCCACACAGGGCAGCAGGACUUCCACCACACACAACACACCGUCAGCACAGUGUGCAGGAUCUUUGCUUUGCUCUCCAAUAUUCACAAUUCAACAUUUGCAGGGUGCCGAUUUGCUCCAUUGAGAAACCUGCUGGUAAUACAAGACACUGA
Messenger RNA from Thalassophryne amazonica, 12319 nucleotides. RefSeq names its product striated muscle preferentially expressed protein kinase-like. The record is from RefSeq and is a predicted model, not a curated record. Gene Ontology annotation, molecular function: protein kinase activity; ATP binding; protein binding. NCBI's taxonomy places the organism in Eukaryota, Metazoa, Chordata, Actinopteri, Batrachoidiformes, Batrachoididae. Gene Ontology annotation, biological process: protein phosphorylation.